GUUCCUAUUGUAGAGCCGCGACCGGUGGAUUAGUCGAGUAUCAACGAUAGAAGCGCGUUUGAAUUGGCUGUCCGUUCAGCUUAAGCUAAUUUGUGAUGUGAAUAACAAGUGGUGAGCUAAUAAAAAUAAACAGUGAUAGGUGACCGGUUAGAAGUCGUACCAAGUGAUCAUUAUUAUUGGAAUUUCCUAGUUUCUGGGAAAAUUAAGCCAGUAUAAUCGUAAUUUAGUAACAGUUCUAGCGAGAAACGUUAGAACGAGACACAUUGCGAUGUCCCAACCGUGGGCGAUAUCACUAUCGGUGUUGUUUUCGGUGCUCAUAGCGAGCUGCAGCUGUAAUGAUAAUGGGUACUACACCGUUGUCGGGUCCAAGCUGUUGCGACCGAAUUCAGAAUAUCACGUGUCCGUCAGCAAUCUCAAUGUUCGUGAGCCGGUUCGCUUCCGAAUCACGUUGAACAACACCCAAUCGGGGCAACCUCUGGCUAGUGAGGAUCUGUCUCUGGGCCAAGGCGAGUCUCGGCUGAUCCCUUUCAGCAUCGGUGACAUAACUGACGGCGAUUACACUUUAACAGCCGAGGGGUUAUCGGGAUAUGUUUUCAAAAAUGUUACUUCACUAACCUUCCAAUCGAAGAGUUUUUCGGUGUUUAUUCAGACUGAUAAAGCGGUCUACAAACCUGGUGAUACGGUUCGGUUCCGAGUCCUGGUGCUAGAUGCCAACACGAAGCCGUUGCAGAAAAUUAACACCAUCAAAGUGCACAUUACUGACGGAAAGAACAAUCGUAUCAAACAAUGGAAAGACGCAAAUUUGGUAAAGGGCGUUUUCGAAUCAGAGUUGCAGUUGUCCUCAGCUCCUGUUUUAGGCAAUUGGAAGAUCAACGUUGAGACAUUGGGAACGAAAAAGGACCAGGUGUUCGAAGUCGAUGAGUACGUACUACCUAAAUAUGAAGUGACCGUCGAAUCUCCUGGCAUCACUACCCUGAAGGACGGUAAGGUCAAGGCGAUCGUGCGAGCAAAAUACACCUAUGGAAAGCCUGUGAAGGGUGAGGCCACAGUUUCGGCAUACCCAGAGUUCCGUUUCCAUUACGUACAACCAUUUGAACGAGAUGUGAUCACAAGAAAAACGGUGCCUAUUGAUGGCAAGGGAUCAGUGGAAUUUAAUAUUCAAGAUGAGCUUAAACUGCAAGGUGACUACACUAGAAACAUUGUUAUAGAAGCGGUCGUGGAAGAAGAGUUAACUGGUCGCAAACAAAAUUCAUCAACCAAGGUCAAAAUUUACGACCGUGCCUAUAACAUGGAAUUGAUCAAGAGUUCCGAAAAGUUCAAGCCUGGACUGCCGUACACUGCUUGGCUGAAGGCAACGUACCAGGAUGGAACGCCACUUCUGGAUGAAACCAACUCGAUUAAGGUGACACAAGAAUACGGUUGGCGAAAUGAUAACUCCUCUGAAAACACCUACAAGCUGGACAAAAACGGCAUGGCGAAACUGGUGAUUGAUACGGAAACCACAUCGGACUCGAUCUCGUUCAAAGCGGAAUAUCUGGGUGCAACGUUUUAUCUGGGAUCGAUUUCCCAGCCCUGGGCCAAAUAUGAUGCUUACAUACGAGCAAAGGUACUAACGGAGAUCCCCACAGUAAACAAAGACGUUACGGUAGAUAUUUCGUCCACUGUCCCGAUGAAAUAUUUCAACUAUCAGGUUCUUGGCCGCGGAGAUGUCAUCAUCGGAGGUACAAUUCCGGUUCCGGAUCGUAAAACUCACACAUUCCGUUUCCCGGCAAGCUUUGCAAUGGUGCCUAGAGCCCGGUUGGUAGUCUACUUCAUCCAUUCCGAUGGUCAAAUGAUUAGCGAUUUCGUCGAGGUAGAAUUUGCCAGUGAGCUGCAGAAUUUCCUGAAGCUGCAAAUGUCAAAGACGGAAACGAAACCUGGACAGGACGUUGACAUCACGAUCAGUACCAACCCAGACUCGUACGUUGGUCUGCUCGGUGUCGAUCAGAGCGUAUUGUUGCUGAAGAGUGGAAAUGAUCUAACCACAGGAAAGGUGUUCGAUGAUUUGAAAACCUACGAAGAGGCAUCAUACCGAGAGUACAGGAAGAAACGCUUUGCUCCAUGGAAUCGAAUGAGCUUUUACGAUGAUUUUAAUGAUGCUGGUGCUGUUAUUAUGACCAAUGCCAAUGAACAACCACUAAAUGACUCCGCCAGCCGGCUGCCUCCGAUCACAUACAAGGUGCAGCGAGCUCCCGACGGAACUCCCCUGUACACCGUGAUCGAGAAGAAUCCGCGCUUCCUGCCGGUGCACGAGUUCAAAACCAACACGCGGCCUCCGCUGGCCGGACCGUUCGCGUUCAGUCGCUUCCCGCGACCCCACCGGGACAUUCCCCGGGUGUUCCUUUCGCGCGAAAUUGCCGACACCUGGUUGUUUGACAAUGCCUACUCGGGCUUCUCUGGUGAAAAGACUAUAACGAAAAAAGUUCCCGAUACUAUCACCUCCUGGAUAAUCACUGGCUUCUCGGUGAGCCCUGUUUACGGACUGGGACUGACUCGUCAGCCGAGAAAGUUGAACGUAUUCCUGCCGUUCUUUGUAUCAACCAACCUGCCCUACUCCGUCAAACGAGGAGAGAUCGUAUCGAUUCCUAUCGUGAUUUUCAACUACAUGGACUCUGAUCAAACGGCCGAAGUAACCUUCCACAACACUGAACAAGAGUUUGAAUUUGCCGACGUGGAAAAUGAAGUGCAUGAAAAUGCUAAUCUUGAACUAUUCCGCAAAAAGAGCGUUCACGUCCCAUCAAACACCGGCAAAACGAUUCCAUUCAUGAUAAAGCCGUCCAAGCUGGGUCAUAUUACCAUAAAAGUUACUGCAACCACGCCGCUGGCCGGCGAUGGUGUAGAGCGCCAACUGUUAGUUGAACCAGAAGGUCUGCCACAGUACGUUAACAAGGCAGCGUUCGUUGAUCUGCGUGCCACUCCGGAGGCAAAUAGCAACUUCACCGUGGAGAUCCCAAAGAAUGCCGUCCCAGACUCGACCCGUGUAGAGAUUGCUGUCAUUGGUGACGUUUUGGGCUCAACGAUCCAGAACCUGGACUCGCUCAUUCGCAUGCCCUACGGCUGUGGAGAACAGAACAUGCUGAACUUCGUGCCGAACAUUGUCGUUCUGGAUUAUUUGAAGAAUACAAAUCAACUGACGGCGAGCAUUGAGGGCAAGGCCAAAAAGUUCAUGGAAUCUGGCUAUCAGCGGGAGUUGACCUACAAGCAUGACGAUGGAUCGUUCAGUGCUUUCGGCAAGUCUGAUCCCAAGGGAAGCACCUGGUUGACUGCCUUUGUGGCUCGCUCAUUCAAGCAAGCUGCCGAUCAUAUCAGCGUUGACGAGAAAAUCAUCGACAAGUCUUUGGAGUGGUUGAGCGAUCAGCAAGCUGCCAACGGUAGCUUCCCGGAGGUUGGCAAAGUGUCGCAUACGGAUAUGCAGGGUGGUUCUGGUCAGGGUAUCGCUUUGACUGCUUACACUUUGAUUGCUUUCUUGGAGAAUAAGAACUUGAUCCCUAAGUACACCAACGUCAUCAACAAAGCCUUGGACUACAUCGUCAGGAAUACACAAGGACUAGACGACACCUAUGCUCUGGCCAUUGCAGCAUAUGCUCUACAGCUGGCCGAUCAUAGUGCCAAAGAUUACACUCUCUCCACUUUGGACACGAAGGCAUCUACCGAUGAAGAUCAGAAAUGGUGGAAUAAACCCAUUCCAGAAGACGACAAAAAGAAUCCCUGGUACGGUAAACCCAACUCAGUCAACGUGGAAAUGUCUGCAUACGGAAUGCUCGCCUUCAUGGAAGCUGGAUUGGACAGUGAUGCUCUGCCAAUUAUGAAGUGGCUUAUCUCACAACGUAACGACAAAGGUGGAUUCCAGUCCACUCAGGACACUGUCGUCGGCUUGCAAGCAUUGGCCAAGCUAGCCGCCAAGAUUUCUUCCAAGAACAAUGACGUUACCAUCAUAGUCACUUACAACGAAAACCAACAAAAGGAAAUGAAGGUCAACGCGGAAAAUAACAUAAUCUUGCAGAAGUUCGAACUUCCUCCGUCGGCGAAGGACAUUGAUAUCAAGGCUACUGGACGAGGAUUUGCCGUCGUUUCUCUGGGAUACAAAUACAAUAUGAACGUCACUGGGGAAUGGCCCCGCUUCGUCCUGGAUCCGCAGGUCAAUAAAAAUUCUAAUCAGGACUACUUACAUCUAACUGUGUGUACCAACUUCGUUCCGUCAGCUGGCCAGAACAAGUCGAACAUGGCCGUCAUGGAGGUAGGAUUCCCAAGUGGUUUCACCGCCGAUUCGGAUACCUUACCUUCGCUGGAGAACACUGAGUACAUUAAGAAAGUUGAGCUUAAGGACGGAGACACGGUCGUAGUCAUGUACUUCGACAGUCUUGACCGUAACGAGCUGUGCCCCACGGUAUCCGCCUUCCGAACGCAUAAAGUUGCUAAGCAGAAACCUGCUCCAGUUGUUAUCUAUGACUAUUACGAUAACUCUCGGAUCGCUCGUCAGUUUUACAGUGGACCAACAGCUGGAUUGUGCGACAUUUGUGAAAACGAGGAUUGCGGCAACUCCUGCUCGAUAAAAUCGCAGAAACAACGAGCAGCGACGGAUGAGGCACCAGGUCGAAGUGGGGCCGCUAGUGUCACAUUGGGUUUGCAGUUGAUUGUUGGUGCUUUGUUGUUCAAGUUGUUCAACUAAAGGCUUUCCAUGGUCGACAAAGUGCAGUUUAAAAAAAGACAAAUAACUUGCAAUAAUCUUGCUAGAAUGGAAGGAGAGAACUGCAGUGAUAGCUUUACGUACCUAGUGGAAGAUUAUUGUGAUUUGAACGAAAGGAUUUAAUAACUUUAACUUCGAUUUUUAUUACAUAACAUUCACAUAAAGUAAUUAAAAGAA
Molecule: messenger RNA, 4903 nt
Organism: Armigeres subalbatus
Lineage: Eukaryota; Metazoa; Arthropoda; Insecta; Diptera; Culicidae
Product: thioester-containing protein 1 allele R1-like
Exons: 13
Coding region: 269-4708 (1479 amino acids)
Cellular component (GO): extracellular region
Molecular function (GO): endopeptidase inhibitor activity
Source: RefSeq, a predicted model, not a curated record